Molecule: messenger RNA, 1312 nt
Organism: Vigna umbellata (rice bean)
Lineage: Eukaryota; Viridiplantae; Streptophyta; Magnoliopsida; Fabales; Fabaceae
Product: protein EXORDIUM-like 3
Source: RefSeq, a predicted model, not a curated record
CACCCACUGAAACAUCACGUUUCGUACUUGGGAGCUCUCUCGGCUCACUAACCCCAGCUUCUAGCUUCUCCUCAUACUCUCAAAAUGUGCCAGGGCCUCUCCGCCCCGUCGCCGCCGUUUGCGGCGCUUUUAUCCUUCGCUCUCCUUUUUUUUCUCUUCGCCGGAGGUCCGGUCUCGGCUUGGCGGCCCUGGCCCCAGAACGGUAAAAUGAACGUCACGGACUACGCCUUCGGAGACUCCAAGAAAUACGAGGGGUCCUCGGAGUUCGUGAAGCUCAGGUACCACAUGGGACCGGUUCUCACCACCAACAUCACCGUCCACACAAUCUGGUACGGCAAGUGGGACCGGAACCAGAAGAAGAUAAUCCGCGAGUUCGUAAACUCAAUCUCCGCCACAAACUCGCCGCACCCCUCCGUGGCUGGGUGGUGGCGGACCGUACAGCUUUACACGGACCAGACCGGAGCCAACAUUUCGAAAACGGUUCGACUCGGGGAAGAGAAGAACGACAGGUUCUAUUCUCACGGGAAAUCGCUGACCCGGUUAUCCAUACAGUCCGUGAUAAAAAGCGCCAUCACAGCGAAAACCCGGCCGCUCCCGAUCAAUCCGAGGAGCGGGUUGUAUCUGCUGCUGACGGCGGAUGACGUGUACGUUCAGGAUUUCUGCACUUCUGUGUGUGGGUUCCACUAUUUCACGUUUCCGUCGUUGGUUGGGUAUACUCUUCCGUACGCGUGGGUGGGUAACUCCGCAAAAAUGUGCCCCGGGCAGUGUGCUUACCCUUUUGCGAUGCCCGCCUACAUCCCUAACCCGAAGCCGUUCAAGUCUCCAAACGGCGACGUUGGCGUGGAUGGCAUGAUAAGUGUGAUUGGGCACGAGAUGGCCGAGCUGGCAUCGAACCCCUUGGCCAAUGCUUGGUAUGCCGGUCAGGACCCUUCUUUCCCGGUGGAGAUCGCCGAUCUCUGUGAGGGCAUUUACGGCACCGGUGGAGGUGGAUCGUACACCGGUCAGGUUUUGGACGCCCGUGAUGGUGCCACCUAUAACAUGAACGGGAUCAGACGGAGGUUCCUGGUUCAGUGGCUGUGGAGCCACGUUCUGAAUUACUGUACCGGACCUAAUGCGCUCGAUCACUGAUCUGUGCUCCUCUUUCUUCCUUUUUUUUUUUUUUUUACUUUCUGUUUUUCCUUGCUCCCUUUGCUUUGGUCUUGUGGGUCUGUGGGAAUCUGCUAAUUUUGUUAAGGUAGUUAAGUUUGUUCAUUAAUGCAAAUAAUGUAAUUUUAUUAUUAUUGUUAUAUGAUAGAAUAUGGAUUAUGAUGAA